Molecule: messenger RNA, 2201 nt
Organism: Physella acuta
Lineage: Eukaryota; Metazoa; Mollusca; Gastropoda; Physidae
Product: ATP-binding cassette sub-family C member 5-like
Biological process (GO): transmembrane transport
Cellular component (GO): membrane
Molecular function (GO): ABC-type transporter activity; ATP binding; ATP hydrolysis activity
Source: RefSeq, a predicted model, not a curated record
GACAGUCCCACAGCGAGGAUUCUCUAGAAUGUCAGAGAAAGCACUCAAUCGCCAGCUUAGUAUGAUGUCAAUGACUGCUGGAGGAGUCCAACAUCAAUUCAGUGUCAUCUCAUCCACCAGCUUGUGUGCUGAUUAUGAAAAUGUUGACCUGGAUGAUCUUGCCACUUCAACUGGUCGACCUGACUGUAUGGUUAGGCCUGGAACCUACAUCACCUACAUCAAAGCUAUGGGUGGAGUGGCCAUUUUUAUUUUUAUGAUGGUCAGUUUUAUGGUCAGUGUUGCAAUACAGUCAAUGACAACAGCUUAUCUGGCAUAUUGGUUGGACCAGGGAUCUGGCCAUGUGGAACUCAAUUCUUCCAACUCUUAUAACAAUGAAAGCAACAUCAAUGUUAGCUACUAUCAAAACAGCAGCAGCCAUAUUGGAAAAGCUGCAGACAACCCACAUAUAAAUACAUACGCCUUCAUCUACGGAAUGUUUCUCUUGACUAUGCUUCUUCUGCUGGUUGGAAGAUCUAUAAUCUUUGUCAAAAUUUUACUCAAAGCUUCAUCUUGCCUCCACAAACGUUUGAUAGAAAGAACUAUGAGAAGCCCCAUGAAGUUCUUUGACACCAACCCUAUUGGAAUAAUACUCAAUCGCUUUUCAGCAGAUUUAGAUGAACUUGAUGUUCGAUUACCAGCCAACUGUGAGCUUUUCCUCCAGAAUGUGUUCCUGGUCUUGUCUGCCCUUGUUUUAAUCACAGUUAUCUUCCCAUUUGAUCUGCUGGCUAUUCUCCCUCUAGUGGUCAUCUUUUGUGUCCUGGCCUACAUGUUUGCUCCAAUUCUGCAGCAGCUCAAGUUUAUGGACAAUGUCACAAGGUCACCGUACCUAAGUCACCUUGCUGCUUCUGUUGAAGGCAUUGCUACAAUCAAUUCUUUCAACCAGGGUCAAAGGUUUUACAGGAAAUUCUGUGAUUUGCUGAACGGCAACAGUGUGCCCUUCUUCUUGUUUUAUGCAGCCAAUCGCUGGCUUGCUGUGUUUCUUGACUGUAUGACCAUUGUAGUGACAGGUGCCACUGGGUUUCUCAUAGUGUUCACACUUAGUUCAGACAAUAGCUCAGAGGCUGGGCUUGCCUUAUCCUUUGCUAUUCAGAUAACUAGUCUUGUCCAGUACACACUUAGACUCUCUAUGGAAACCAUCUCACGGUUUUCUUCAGUUCAAAGGAUACAAGAUUAUGUUGAGACCUUUCAAGCAGAGGGAACAAGUAUAAAUCCUCAAGAGCCUGCAGCAAACUGGCCUAGUGAGGGCGCCAUUACUUUCAAACAAUACAAGAUGAAAUACAAUGAAGGUCAGGCCCCAGUCAUCAAAGGCAUUAGUGUAAAUAUACAACCAGGGGAGAAAAUUGGAGUUGUGGGAAAUUCAGGAUCAGGAAAAUCUUCUCUGGGGGUUGCAUUAUUUAGAUUAUCUGAAGCUGCUGCAGGGACAAUAACUAUAGACAACAUUAACAUUCGUGAUGUGCCCCUUGAAAUACUAAGGUCAAGGCUAUCUAUUCUUGUCCAAGAUCCUGUUCUAUUUACAGGAACAAUUAGGUAUAACCUUGAUCCUUCUGGUACUAUAAAGUCUGAUGACAUUUUCUGGCAAGCUUUAGAGAAGUGUCAUAUCAAAAAUAAGAUUCAGUCCUUAGAUGGAGGACUAGAUACUCUUGUUGAAGAAAAUGGUAGAAAUUUCUCAAUGGGUGAAAGGCAGCUUUUAUGUUUGGCAAGAACUUUACUGCGGAAUUCAAAGAUUUUAGUCUUGGAUGAAGCAACUGCAUCUGUGGAUGGAACCACUGAAGCUCUAGUCCAGCAGACAAUCAAAGAGUGCUGCAAGAACUGCACUCUGCUCAUGAUAGCCCACAGAAUCAACACAGUUUGGGACUGUGACAAAGUGCUUGUCAUGGAAGGGGGAAAGGUUGUUGAGUUCAACCACCCCACAGUCCUGCUACAGAAAUCUUUCUCCAGGUUCAAGUCCAUGUUUGAGAUGAUGAAGUCCCAGCCUCGGGGAGCGUCCAUCAACGAGGACCCCAUGCCCUCCGUCUCAGCAUCAAGAACAUCCCCCAGGCUCCCAUCCUCCCCCCGCCUCCAGUCCCCCAUCCAGCACACUCCAUCCAGUUCGCCGUUUGGUGAGCUCUCGCCUCUUACAGAUGAGAUCUACGAUGACGACGCCAUGAUGUAAUAUUUGAUAC